ACUGUCUUUAAGAGUGCCCAGAGAUAUCAUUAUCUCUGUAUAGUUUUGUAAAAUAGCUGUGAGCAUCCAGGGUGAUUAUGGAUUAAUUAUUAAUGCUGCUGUUUUGAUAAUUGAAGCUAUCUUAUUCAACGUAAUCCAGAGGUUUAAAAGUUUCAUUGAUAUUGUAUAAAUGUAGUGCGACCAAUGAAAUAACUUGUUACAUGGACAUGUCGGCACAGUCACAUGAACAACGAUUGGAUAAAACGACAAAAAAGAACGACAACCUUCGGGACGAUAACGAAACGGACAUUGACGUCGCAGAAAAUCAAGAGGUAAGCAGUAAGGGCUCAGCACCUGAUAAAAGGUCAGAAACAGUAAUAGAAAGUAAAGACAAACCCUCUGUGGAACAGAAAGGCCUUCUGGAGGAAUCACAAGAGUUAUUUCAAGAUCUUAGUCAAAUGCAAGAAACGUGGCUUUCGGGAGUAACCCCGUAUUCCAAAGUCAAAUUGGAACAAAAGUCAUCACAGAACUGUUGUAAGUCACCCGAAAGUGUGAAACAAAUAACCGCAAAGUACCCCUACAUAGAUCAAAGUUUCCCUAGCAACAGUUGUCAAGGAAGCGAAGGAACAAGCUCACCGUCUGGAGAUUCUGUUUCGAGCUCAACUUCAGAACGGGAAUGCUCAUCUCCACAAGAAGGUCGUGUGCCAGCUCCAGCACAUGGUCCUCAGCAAGAUACUAGUCCUGGAAGUCAUCAAGGCACAGCAUAUCAAGGUCAAGACCUCAGACUACCCCGUCACUUUGAGGCUGAGGGAGGCUGUUCCAAUAACGCAGAUGUUCAUAGCAACUACUCCCGUUUUAUGUCAAUGUCUUAUUCGCAUUAUCUGAAAUCUGACGCGCACGAACGAACGUUCGAAGGAGACAGUUCCUUUUCCAGAGGUCAUGGAUAUAUGACCUCACCGUUCGGACCACUGUCGCCCCAUUCUGUUUCAAUAAAACAGGAACCAAGAGAUUUUAAUUUUGACAAUAGCUCAAGAUUUCAUCCGAAUCCAAGUUUUCAUCGAUCGAUAUGGAACCGGAAUAGCAGCCCCUCUGAAGUUGUUUCUUGUCCUUAUGAAAACACAUUCAGACUGUUUUAUCCAGAAGAUCCCAUUUAUUUUGAAAGACUUAGAGAAAGACAUCGAUCUUACUAUGAAGCAGGUAUGGAUGUAAAGGCAGAGAUAUACCGGGAUUUGUAUUUUGAGCGAUACCGUGACCUACCGCAUCCCUCGUACCAGAGACGCGGAUCACUUCAACUUUGGCAGUUCUUGGUUACCUUACUAGACGAUCCUUCUAACUCUUCGUUUAUAGCAUGGACUGGGCGUGGCUUAGAGUUCAAACUUAUUGAACCAGAAGAGGUGGCAAGAAGAUGGGGAAUACAGAAAAAUCGACCAGCUAUGAACUAUGAUAAACUGAGUCGAUCUCUCCGAUAUUAUUAUGAAAAAGGAAUAAUGCAGAAAGUUGCUGGAGAAAGAUAUGUUUACAAAUUUGUUUGUGAUCCUGAAGCACUGUUUUCAAUGGCAUUCCCAGACAAUCACCGACCGGUUUUAAAAACAGAGAAUUCGGUGCAUUCCGGAAAUGACGGACUUUACCGAGAAUCUAGUCAUUCGCCAGAAGCACAAACUACGUCAUUUCCUCUGACGUCAUUAUCAGCGUCAACUCAAAUUCCACAGUUACCGCCAAUAAAUGUUGCCCCAACAGCAGGAACGAAUAUAUUCCCGCCUCCAGACCCACAUCGGUAUCAAUAUAUGCAGGACAUGCAGAAAAUGUACAAUUCAGGGCCAUAUAUGGAAUCAUGUGUAUACUAGAAGAGUGGAAUGUGUACUUCUCUUUGAACUGGUUCAAUCAACUUUAAUCUUAGAAACUAAGUAGAUCUAACUUCAAAUGUGACCUUGGAAGCAAAGGUUAAGGACUUGAUGCCGUCUGGAUGAUUUUUUUUUCUAAUUAAUUGAUCUACAGUGGUAAUAAUACUUUUUGUUGGAAAUAAACUUAUAUAACUGUUGUUUUAACGUCAACAAAUUUGUCUACAUGUCAAUUGUUAACAUAGGGCUGUCAUCAAUAUGAAAUAGAUAAUGCUUUUCAUGAUACUGUAAACGAUGGGGCUUCCGCUAUCGAGCAAUUAAAACCAUUAACGUAAAAACAUUUUUGCCACAUGACCUUACAGGGCCGGUUCUAGAAAUAUUUGACUGGGGGGGGGGGGGGGGAGGUGGAGGCGCCAAUCUUGAAGGAGGACGUCACCGCCGAGACGCAUAGCAAGGUAUUGGAUGGGAGUGCCUUUACCCAUGUUAGGGGAUUCAGGUGUCUUCCCCUGGAAAUGUUUUGAAAUACAGGUAUGAAAUGGUAUCCUCGGGUGCAUUUAUUGGUAGGGGCUGUACUCCCCUCAGGCAUGAAAUUGUGGCCUCUUGCGUAUUUCAAGGUAUUGAGGUAUUGUAGGGGUACGUUACUCCCCACUUGAUUGGGUGGUCACUGGUCAGGGGUCUUUCCCCUGGAAAGUUUUGAAAUACAGAUAUAAAAUGGUGGCCUCUGGUGCGUUUCUGGGUCUAAAUUUUGAAAAAAAAGUAUUCCUUUGCCAAAAUAGGAGGGUGAAUCUUUGAUGAGUAUAGGUCACUUCUCAGCCAACUGGGGAGGGGGUGGGGGGCACGGGCCCCCUUGGCCCGUCCCUGGAUCCGGACCUGCCUUAGUUGAUUACAUAUGACCUUAGCUGUUUACAUACGACCUUAGCUGUUUGUAUAUGACCUUAGCUGUUUGCACAUGAAACGUAAUAAAAUGGAAAUACUU
Mercenaria mercenaria is the source of this 2793-nucleotide messenger RNA. RefSeq names its product ETS translocation variant 1-like. Gene Ontology annotation, molecular function: sequence-specific DNA binding; DNA-binding transcription factor activity, RNA polymerase II-specific. The transcript has 10 exons. Bases 201 to 1823 code for a protein of 540 amino acids. The record is from RefSeq and is a predicted model, not a curated record. Gene Ontology annotation, cellular component: nucleus. Lineage: Eukaryota; Metazoa; Mollusca; Bivalvia; Venerida; Veneridae. Gene Ontology annotation, biological process: regulation of transcription by RNA polymerase II; cell differentiation.